UGUGGGUGAAAAUCUGCGCAGCCAUUAGGCUUCCUUCGUCUUUCCUUAACAUGGACUAGAAACUUGGGGGGACAGGCAGACUUGCUUCCAGCUCAGCAUGGCAGGAAUGAAAAGCACUGCGGUAAGCAAAACUGUUGCCUUUACCGUUGAAAAAGAGGUCCUUGUGUCUCCCACCCAAAUGCCAGCUAGCAGCGUCGGCGAUCCCCAGGAGAAGCUGGGAGACUUGGGGCUGCAGACCAGCUGUUGAGGACCACCGGGUAUUUCAUAUACCCAUGUGUGUUUGUAUGACAUGUAUGACAUGAGAACAUGGAAUUGGUGACAGCUAUAAAAGCAGAUUUGCGCAGGGGGUUGGAGUUAGAUGACCUUUGGGGAGUCCCUCCCAGCUCUACAAUUCUAUGAUUGAAAAACCUAGGAGUGGGGGGUCCUAGGUGGCUUUAGGAGAGAAUUACAGUACUGUAGACACAUUUGUGGAGGAGAGGACCAGUGCUUUUAUUCUGGGGUUAUGCAAGGGUAUGCAUACCCCUAAACGUUUUGUGAAUCUUUGUACUUUUGUCCAUUUACUGUACAGUGGUACCUCGAGUUACAAGCACUUCAGGUUACAGACUCCGCUAACCUGGAAGUAGUACCUCAGGUUAAGAACUUUACCUCAGGAUGAGAACAGAAAUCGCGCGGCGGUCACAGGAGGCCCCAUUAGCUAAAGUGGUAACUCAGGUUAAGAACUUUUUCAGGUUAAGAACGGAGCUCCGGAACGAAUUAAGUUUGUAUCCGGAGGUACCACUGUAUUUAUUUUCCCCAAUUUGAACUAUAAAAUGGCGAUUUUCUUGAGUCAAAAUGAGAGUACCCCUAAACGGUGGCGGUGCUCUGCUCCCACAGUUUGAGGCAGAAAUGCUUCUUGAAGCCUGGAAGCUGCAGGAGGCGAGAGGACUCUUGCCAUGCCUGGGUCCUGCUUGCAAGUUUUCUACAAGUGUCUUGUGAGAAAAGGAUGCUGGAUUAGAUGGGCCAUUGGCCUGAUCCAGCGGGCUCUUUAUGAAUGCAGAAUCUGGAGCCCACAGCAUCAUUUGCAGUGAUUAUCUUGGAGGAAGGGGAUUUGUUUUGUUCUUCAAAGGAAGGCGGGUGGCUUCAAUUAGCUAAUGUCUGCUAAGUGCUUUUGAAUAUGGAAAAUCUCUUAAGCACUAAAAAAGCUUUUGCUGCCUGAGAAAGCCGGCUUUAUUAUAUUUUUCAAGGGUUUGGUUUUUUUUAAUUGCCAAAUACCUCCUUAAAACCUCGCCUGUGCCAGAUGCGUGUGUUGGGUAAAUCCAAAAGAGAUACGAAGCUCAUUGUUGGGUUUCAAAGCAACUAUUGUUUUCCACAGGGGUGUUAGGACUUGGGGAUAAUUUUAUUGGGGUUCUUUAAGUGCAUGGCUCCAUUGGAUGCGAUGUGUGGGGAGGGGGGUCUCAGGCCUUGAGCACUACUGGUGGGAAUUAUUUAUUUAACAAAAUUUAUAUACUUCUGGUUUGUCAAGCGGGGGGAAUCAACAGUAGGUAAACAGAAAUAAAGCACAUGCCACUUCUACGUUUCUGGGUGGGCUUUCCCUAAACCAGUGUUUCCCAAACUUGGGCCUGCAGCUGCUUUGGGGCUAUUUAGUAAAUUUAAAUGCUUUACUUACAAACUCCAAAGGUCACAUUCAUAAGCUAUUCCAUGCAGCAGCAAUAAGAACACAGGUAGAAAAUUACUGGGUUGUGAAAUACCAAUAAAUACUUCUGAGCAUGCAGUCUGGGCUUGAAGUAGUCAAGCUCAUACGUGUUGCCUGGUGAGCUUCACAUAGUACAAGAGAGUAAACAAAGGAGGCUUCACUUCCUUCUUCAAUGGAGGUGAAGCGGUAUGACCUGAGUCUAGGAAUACGGUUCCAUGGUUUUAACCCAUUCAUGCGUUAACUACCCCUAAGCUUUCUAGUUAUAUUUGACUGCAAUAUCCCACAGCAAAGAGCUCCAAAAGGACCUCCCCAAAGUGGGUGAGUGGUAAAUGAUGUUCACUGUAAAGUGAUGCAUGUUGUGGCAAAAAAAUAAAUAAAUCUUAAUUUCACAUAUGCAUCCAUGGGGUCUGAACUGGUGGGGACUGGCCAGGAACGAGACCUUGAGGUCAUAGUGGACAGCUCAGUAAAGAUGUUGACCCAGUGUGCCGUGGCUGUAGAAAAGGCAGAUUCCAUGCUACGGAUCAUUAGAAAAGGAAUUGAAAGCAAAACUUGCCAGUAUCAUAAUGCCGUUAUAGAAAUCUAUGGUAUGACCGCAUUUGGAAUAUUGUGUGCAGUUCUGGCCUCCUCACCUCAAAAAGGAUAUUGUAGAGUUGGAAAAAGGUUCAGAAAUGGCCAAGCAAAAUGAUUGAGGGGAUGAAGCGACUCCCCUGUGAGGAAUGGUUGCAGCCGUUGGGAUUUUGUAGUAUAGAGAAAAGGCAAGCAGGAGGUGACAUGGUAGAAGUUUAUAUAAUUAUGCUUGGCAUGGCAGGCAGAAAGAGGAUAGAAAAAAAAGGUUUUAUCCCUCUCUUUAUAGAAUGUGUGGAAAUCCAAUGAACUGGAACGUUGGAAGAUUCAGGACAGAAAAAAGACGCACAUAGUUAAACUAUGGAACUCCCUGCCACAGGAGGCAGCAAUGGCUACCAGCUUGGAUGGCUUUAAGAGAGUACUGGACAAAUUCAUGGCUGUCAAUGUCUGAUGGCCACAAUGGCUCUGCCCUUCCUCCACAGUCAGAGGCAGUAGUGUUUCUGAAUCCCAGUUGCUGGAAACCACAGGAAAGGAGAGGGCUCUUGUGCCCGAAUCCUGCUAGACAGGCACCUAGUUGGCUACUGUGAGAACUGGAUGCUGGACUAGGUGAGCCACUGGGCUGAUCCAGGAGGGAUCUCCUGAUGUUCAUUUUCCUUGCUGCUCCCAGCUCCCAAACCCAUCACGCCUUUGAGACCACGCUUCAAAAAAAAUAUUGCUCUAACGAUGGAAAGGGUGAUUUUAUCUCCCAAGAAUUCAACCUUGGCUUGGGUCUUUCUCAGCAAGAAGGGAGCCCAGUGGUGGCUGGCACACACUGGACAGAAAGCAGGAAGGGAGAGAGGCAGGGCAAGGGUGGAAGAAGAGGAGGAGUGUUUGGGAUGGUGGGGUGACGGGGGGAAGCACAACCGGUGAUUUUUAUUGGAUGCAACAUUUUGCCAAACUGGAAAAAUGGAUAAUGAGAUGGUGGGGGAGGGAACCCCUUCUGACCUUGGCGCUUUGGGUGCCCUCCCAUCUUCCCGGCGGGUUUUUCCUCGGAAUCUGUUUGUCUGGGUUGGUUACAAAGAAGUAAUUAAUCUUUUAUUUCCAUCCCCGCCGAAAGCCUUCAUCGUUUUGCCUUGACUCCUCUCUGUGGUCAACCAUGUGACUCCGAGGGCCUUCAGCUGUCAAUGGUGGCCUUGUGCGAAGGAACAAAAGAGAACUUGAUUUCUAGUUUGUGGAAAAACGGGGCGGGGGGGGGGGAGAGAUUUCUUUCCCCACCCCUGUGAAUGAAAGGUCUCCUUGGUUGAAAGGGAAAAGAUUCUGGAGGGGGAACUGGGGGACAACUCCGUGUCCCAUUCCACCACCCCCAUUGUCAAAAUAGAGAUGGUCAGCGCUUUAUAUGGACCAGAACUGUGGAACUCCUUGCCCCAUGAGGAGACAAAUGUUGACCCCCAUCCCCGUCUCCAGAGCUACCUGGAGGAAGGGGGUUGUGGACUACAGCUGCCCAGGACCACUUAGCAAAAUCUCCACCCACAAGCAGAGUUGCCUUUAAAAACACAUCUCCAAGAGAAUCCCGUGCACUGUGACUGGAAAUGCUUACAAUAAAGCUGCCUCAGAUCUUCAGGGUCCACCAAGUACCUCGUAUCUUCUGGGAAGAUGGGAUCAUCUCUGGCUACCGUCACCCCAAAAGCUCUGCCUUGGAUUGCGUCCUCAGCACUUUUCAGCUGAACAACGAAACCCUCAACAUUUGGACACAUUUUCUGCCAACAUGGUAUUUUCUGUGGCGCUUCCUGAUGCUCUCCUACUGCCUGGACUUCUGGCAUGACACCUACAACUGGCCCUUCCUGGCCUACAUGGUUCUGGUCUGCCUCUACCCCUUCACCUCCAGCUGUGCCCACACAUUCAGCACCAUGUCCACCCAUGCCAGGCACAUCUGCUACUUCUUGGACUACGGAGCGCUCAGCCUCUACAGUUUGGAGGUUGCGCAAGUUUCUUCUCUGUUUAUUAUAGGCUGCGCUAUCACAUACGGAGCCUACGCAAUGCCUGAUGUCUGGGUGGACGGCCCUUUGCACCACUGCUUUGUCCCCCUGGCGGCCCUGAAUUCCUUUAUCUGCACCAGCCUGUCUUGUUACUCCCGAUUCCUGGAACUGGAGUGUCCUUCUUUGUGCAAGAUCUUGAGGACUACAGCCUUUGCUUACCCUUUCGUCUUCGACAACAUUCCGUUGUUCUACAGGCUCUUGUUCUGCUUUGGUGAAGACUGUGCCUGGAAUGACUCCGUCCCUGGUUACUUCUACCACCUUCUUUUCGCAGCCCUCACUGGCUUCCUCUUCGCUUCCCACCUGCCGGAGCGCCUGGCCCCUGGGCGCUUUGAUUACAUUGGACACAGCCACCAGCUCUUCCACAUCUGUGCUGUCGUGGGCACCCAUUUCCAACUGGAAUCUGUUUUAUGGGACUUGCAUUCGCGCCGGGCCUGGCUGAGCGCUCAUGCCCCAGCGGCCACCUUCACCCAAACUUUUGCCAUCCUUGGAGCUGCCCUGCUGGGCAACCUCGCACUAGUGGCUGCCUUCACUAUGGCCCUCCUCCGAUCCUCCGGCACUACCCUGAUUCUGCAGAGCAACAUCCCCGAGGUGGAGCGGCCCAAGGAGCAAUGAUGGAGCCCUCUCUGGCGGCGCUCUGUGGCUUCGGUUUCUCUGAGAGACCUUCGUUCCACCUCCCUCGGGCGGCGACUCCUUUGAGAGCCCCUGGGUGAGAAUUUUAUCCGCUGUCGCACUUUAUACCUCAGUGUUCCGUGUCCAGAGUAACGUGGGGGAGGGACCCUUUUGAAUGUUCCUCGUAAGUUUGAGCACUUUAAACAUUUGUUUGGGAUUCAACUGUUCGUGGGUGUGCAGCGCGGAGACCCACAACUGAAUGCCUCCCCACACAAUAUGUCAGAGAAGUAGACUUGGGUUCCUGCCUGGGACAACCAUUGCUGGCUCUCUCUCUCCUACUACACAGAGCCAGAUUUUCACUUUCCAGUCAGCUCUGCUUCCAGGGGUGCUAAAUUCUAAAUAUCUGGGCACCAUGUCCUUUCUCUUCAGAUGUUCUCCUAAUGAGAGUUGCUGUUGCACUGAGAGUCCUGCUCAUGGGCUUCCUGUUGUGGGUAUCUGGUUGGCCAUUUUGAGGACAGGAUGCUGGGCUAGAAUGGGCCUUCAGCCUGAUCCCAGCUCCAGGCCUCCUCUGAUGUUCUUACAUAACUCUUGUCUCCAGCUAUGGCAAGCAGAUACUUCCAGGGAGAGUGUGAAGGUAUUCUGUGGGAGGCUUUCUCUGAACAUGGAGCCUAGACCUACUCUGCAUCCAAUACUCUCACCCCCUUUUAAACCGCCCACACUAUCACCACACCUUAGGGCAAUAAAUUCCAUCAAUUCAUCUUGCAUCAUACAAAGAAGGCCCUCCUUUCUAUUCGUCUACCACCAACCCAUUUUUCUUGAGCAACUUCCCUCGCCCCUCUUGCAUUCUGUCUCAGAUUCUCCAGCUGUGAUUCCUGCGUUGCAGGGACGACCUAGAUGAGAAGAUGCCUUCCAAUUCUACGAUCCUGUGAUUCUCAUGUGACACAAGGGGGUGGAGGCAUCCUCUGUGGGCCAAAAACCCCAGAAAGAGAGGACUCUCUCCACACUUGGCGCAAGAGAAUAGCACCGCCCACUGGCCCACAAGAUAACUUUUCGAUUGCACAGCUUAUUGUUGCAUGAAAACCCAAAUGGCAUCUCUCCCCACCCCAAGUUGCACUCAUUAUUUGUUAACCAAUUAUUGGGAA
Zootoca vivipara (common lizard) is the source of this 6002-nucleotide messenger RNA. The record is from RefSeq and is a predicted model, not a curated record. NCBI's taxonomy places the organism in Eukaryota, Metazoa, Chordata, Lepidosauria, Squamata, Lacertidae.